GUACUGCAGAGAAAAGGAAUUGAGGUUUCCGUUAAUGGAUUACGUCAACGUUUAAAAGGCAAACUUACAGGUAUAUCAGCUGAUAUGCUUUCAGCUCAUGCUAUAGGAGAAUUUUAGCAGUAUUUCCAUACUGGAAGAAUUUGUCGUUUCUGUAUGGUGGACAAGUCAGAAGUUGGAAAUAACUUUAGUGAAAGCACUCUUCGUCUCAGAACACCAGAAAUUCAUGAAUACCACUUAGCUGCUAUAAUUGAUAAUGCAGCAAACAAGAAUGUGUAUGGUGUUAGCAAAAAGUGUGAUUUUUUAGAGUUAGAUAACUUUGAUGUACUUACAGCUUUCCCUCCAGAUAUAAUGCAUGAUUUAUUUGAAGGCAUUAUGCCAGUAACUUUGAAAUGUGUUAUCAAACAUUUGUUACGUUCUUGUAAUACAUUAUCAGUAAAUAAUAUAAACGAUUCUAUAAACAAAAUUCAUUUAAUUAAUUCAUCUAAUCGCCCUAGCCAAUUACCUAAAAACAUUGCAUCAGAUAAAGCACACAUAAAUGGAACAGCUGUACAGAAAUUAGAACUUUUCCUAUUGUUUCCGCAGUUAGUCGGUAAUGAUGUACCACAUGGAAAUAUUGGCUGGGAGGUUUUUCUUAUACUUCGUGAAAUAUGUGACAUUGUUAUUGCCCCAAUUGUAGAUAGUGACAGUAUAUACAUGUUAGAAGAACUAGUUGCUAUGUUUUUGAAAACAUUUUCUGAAGUAUUUGGUUCUGAAUAUAUUAUUCCAAAAAUGCAUUACCCUCGUCUGAUACGUCUUUUUGGGCUUUUACGAAAUUUUUGGUGUUUACGAUUUGAAUCUAAACAUCAGUAUUUUAAAAAAGCUGCCUCAAAUGGACGAUGUUUUAAGAAUAUUACCAAAACAUUGUCAAAGCGUCAUCAAAUGUUGCAGUGCUGGGAAAUGCUGACAAAUGAUAUGCUUUUAUCUAACUAUACUGUGUCUGGAAACGCACCUAGAUUUUUUCAUAACUUGGAUGUUAAAGUACAAGAAGCUAUAAGAUUGUUACUUAAUUUAGAUAUAGAAGGGAAUGAAUUCAUAGUUAUAGCGAAAUCAAUAUCAGUUAUGUCAAAAGUAUAUCAUGUCAAAAAUGUAUAUUUUGGUUACUGUUCACAAGCUGAUUGUUGUAAGAUAAUAUACCACUCUAUGUACAGUUGUAACUUUUCUUAUUAG
Messenger RNA from Hydra vulgaris (swiftwater hydra), 1206 nucleotides. The record is from RefSeq and is a predicted model, not a curated record. NCBI's taxonomy places the organism in Eukaryota, Metazoa, Cnidaria, Hydrozoa, Anthoathecata, Hydridae.